Messenger RNA from Lycium ferocissimum, 1985 nucleotides. Its product is annotated as protein DETOXIFICATION 49. Gene Ontology annotation, biological process: xenobiotic detoxification by transmembrane export across the plasma membrane. Bases 98 to 1672 code for a protein of 524 amino acids. Lineage: Eukaryota; Viridiplantae; Streptophyta; Magnoliopsida; Solanales; Solanaceae. The record is from RefSeq and is a predicted model, not a curated record. Gene Ontology annotation, cellular component: membrane. Gene Ontology annotation, molecular function: xenobiotic transmembrane transporter activity; antiporter activity. The transcript has a single exon.
ACUUGUUGUCCAUUAAAUCCCCUCAUCGGAAAAAAAACUUCUCUUUGCAAUUUCUCUCCUAAUUCUAUACUUUGGUUCGAAAGAAAAAGUAAAGAAAAUGUGCAAGCCGACAAGUUCACCUUUCACCUGCAAAUAUGAAGCAAAUUCCGUCUCCAUUAAAGUCCCUGAAGAAGCCGACAUGCUUGCCCCUUUGAUACCCAAAAGUCCAACAAAAAACCAAUUGCAAACACAGAUUAAUUAUGAGGACAACACUUACCCCCACAAAACCAACAAAAAAACUCAUCUUUCCCUUGUUUUCAAUGAAGCAAAAUCCAUAGCUAAUAUUGCUUUUCCUAUGAUACUCACGGGUCUUUUACUCUACUCCCGGUCCAUGAUCUCUAUGCUUUUCUUAGGCCGGCUCGGCGGUCUAGCCCUGGCUGGUGGGUCCCUAGCAAUCGGGUUUGCUAAUAUCACUGGUUACUCUAUACUAUCCGGUUUAGCCAUGGGGAUGGAGCCUAUUUGUGGACAAGCUUUUGGUGCCCAAAAGUAUAAUCUUCUUGGGCUAACUUUGCAAAGAACUGUUCUUUUGCUUUUACUAACUUCAUUCCCAAUUGCCCUGUUUUGGGUUAACAUGAAAACCAUUCUUAUUUUUUGUGGACAAGAUGAGGAUAUUGCUAUUGAGGCACAAUCUUAUCUUUUCUAUGCACUACCUGAUUUAUUCGCGCAGUCUUUACUUCAUCCUUUGCGUAUUUACCUUAGAACUCAAUCCAUAACUCUUCCUCUCACUUGUUGCGCGAUUUUCGCGAUUCUUUUACACAUACCUAUAAACUUUCUUCUUGUUUGUAAACUUAAUAUGGGGGUUAAAGGAGUUGCUUUGAGUGGUGUUUGGACAAAUUUUAAUCUUGUAGCUUCGUUAAUUGUCUAUGUUCUUGUUUCUGGUAUAUACAAAAAAACCUGGGAAAAGUUGUCUACUGAGUGCCUUAAAGGAUGGAAAUCGCUAUUAAAUUUAGCGAUUCCAAGCUGCAUUUCAGUAUGUUUGGAAUGGUGGUGGUACGAGAUCAUGAUUUUGUUAUGUGGGCUAUUGAUUAAUCCGAAAGCAACGGUUGCUUCAAUGGGCAUUUUAAUCCAGGCAACUUCAUUGAUUUAUAUAUUUCCGUCUUCUCUAAGUUUCAGUGUGUCAACAAGGGUUGGCAAUGAGCUAGGAGCCAAACAACCAAGAAAAGCAAAAGUUGCUGCCAUUGUAGGCCUUGCUGGCAGCUUCAUUUUGGGCUUUACAGCUCUGUUUGUUGCCGUAACGGUAAGGAACGUAUGGGCCAAGAUGUUUACUAAUGACAAGGAGAUAUUGGCGUUAACAUCACUUGUUUUGCCAAUAAUUGGGCUUUGUGAACUCGGAAACUGUCCACAAACAACUGGAUGUGGGGUUCUGAGAGGAACAGCAAGGCCUAAAGUUGGGGCUAAUAUAAAUUUAGGUUGCUUUUAUCUUGUUGGAAUGCCAGUAGCAGUGGGGCUAAGUUUUUAUGCUGGCUUUGAUUUUGAAGGACUUUGGCUCGGAUUAUUAGCUGCACAAGCUUCAUGUAUGGUCACUAUGUUGCUUGUUCUACUUCAUACAGAUUGGGAUUUUGAAGCACUCAGAGCCAAAGAACUAACAGAAAAUAGUAGUAAUAAGCAACUCAAUGAAAUUUUUUUAUGUUAAGAAUUUUUAAUCUUUAAUUUUUCCCUCCAAUUAAUUUAUGUGUUUAGUAAUAGAUGUAUAGAGGGGAGGGAGCAGGGGUGCGUUUUUUUGUUCUUUUUUUACUUUAUUUAAUUAAAGCUGAGGCUGAAAAUGAAGCAGAGGCUUUUGGUAAUUACGGUGAGAUCCAAAAUGGGAAUUGCUAUCACGGGAAAUGACAAAAGAUUGUAGCUGGAAAAACCAACAAGAAGAAAAAGUUGCCCUUUUUAACUUAGCUUAGAAACAUAUUCUGAGAAAAUUACUACUACUAUCAAAUUCGGUUCAUUGCCUGAUUCUA